AUGUCACAAUUUUCUGGGUUUGGUGUGAAAGUAGAAUUACAAGACGGUAAGAUAAUAACUGGUAAAAUUAACAAAUGUACGAGUAAAUCUUUAAUAUUGAAUGAUGUUAAAUUCAGUGACGGUGGAACUAGUGCUAUUUUUAAAGUCAAGUCAUCUAGAUUGAAGGAUUUAAGCGUCAUAAGUGUUCCACCAAAGAAAAAAUACAAUAACAAUACUAAUAAUAUAAACAUUGACGAUAAUACUGGUAGUACGAACCUUAAUGGUAACCAAAGAGUUUACUUUAAUACGCUUGAGAAUUCUUCUCAAAAUAAUAGGGAGUUAUGGGGUGAUGACGAUGUUCAGAAAAUUAAAGAAUCCUCUGACUUUGAUUUUGCUAGUAAUUUAGCCAUGUUUAAUAAAAAAAGUGUUUUUGAACAAUUGAAACAAAAGGAUCAGAUAGAUCCGUCGAAAAGGUUAGUCAGCUUUAAUAAAAAGGGAAUCGAUGAUAUAAAUGGAAAUGGUAUGAAAGCUACUAAUGUCAACAAUAAUAAAAUUAAUUAUGAAAAUCAUGAAAUGGUUUUAGCUGACACUAAAAAUGAUUAUUGGGAUAGUAUAGAUUCAAUGAAAAAUCAUGAAAAUGGAGAUAUUUCUGGUAAAACAAAUAGCGAUCCUCGUGAUAAUACCACAGGUGUUACUGCGACUCAUGAUAGCAGCGUUAACGAUAAAAAUUAUGAUAGUACUAAUAGUACUGCCACUACUAAUAGUAAUAAUGUUGAUUAUACUGGUAAUUUUUCACCAAUUACCAAAUCUAUUAAUAUUACUCAUUUAUUAAAAAGAGGCAAUACGGCUACUACUACUAUUACUACUCAUGAAAAUCACAAUGAUAGUAGUAAUGAAAAUGAUGUUAAUGCUACUACUACUACUACCACCACUGCCAUCACCAAUACUAACAAUGAUAAUAAUAAUAAUAAUAAUAAUAAUAACAAUGACGAUAUUGGUACUGGUACUGGUAAGAAUGAUGCCAGUAAUUAUAAUAAAACCACCAGUGCUACUACACAGGACGUUUUAGAGCAAAUUCAAAAGGUUUUGAGUAAUGUACCACCCAGUGACAUCAAUAGUAUUAGCACUAAAAGCAGAAGGGGUUCUAGUUAUAAUAGCAACACCAUAAACUGUACAUCUCCUCUUUUAUCAAUAUCUAAAUGUUUCCAAGAAACAAGGAGUAAAGAGUAUAUCCCAACCUCGACACCUUUGCAAUUAUUAGAAAUAGACAGAUUAGCUAGUGAUGAAUACAACUUUUCGUAUAGUCUACAAGUGGAACACGUUGCCAUUCAUUUAUCAACUUUUAUCAAAAAAAGAAAGUUGGGUGGAAAUGUUAGAUUAAAUAAAAAAAAUAACAAUGCCCCGCCAUUAGUAGUUAUUCUGUGCAGCAUGGAUUCCAAGUGUAGUAUCCAAGCCAUUGCUAUAGGUAGAACAUUGUGCCAAACAAAACAUGUAAGGGUGUUGACAUGUAUGUAUAGUGGUACUAACAGUGAUGUUACAACAAAUGGUGGUAGCAGAAACUCGAAUGGCAGUAACUUGUAUGAAUUAGAAAUGAACAAGCAGUUGGAACUAUACAAAAAAUGUGGGGGUAAAAUUGUUGGAAACACGACUACCCUAGAAAAUGUAUUAUCUAAGUUGAAUUCCCCUGUAGAAUUAAUUAUUGACGGUAUCCAAGGUUAUGAUUGCAAUUUAGAGGAUUUGGUACAAGGUACUGAUUAUAACGAUCUAAUAGAAAUGAUUGAUUGGUGUAAUAGUAAGACUGCUGCAAGUACGGUUAACCAUGAACACCAAUGUGAAUGUUGGUCUUUGGAAUUGCCUAGCGGUGUUGAUCCCAACACUGGUGAUUGUAAUUUUAUUACGACUGUUAUUCCAAAUACGGUAGUAUCUUUAGGAUUACCAUUAUCUGUAUUAUUAAAUGAUAAUUUAAGUGACAAAGACAACAAUAGUAGCAACAAGACUUAUUAUUUGGUUGAUAUGGGCAUACCUUCUGGUGUUUUCAACCUAAAGAACACAUUACGUAAAUUUGUUGUUAUGGAAGAAGUGUUUGCGGUAGACGGUGUUGUACAAAUAAUGGUACCACCUGCUUUGUAUUCUUCUUUUGGUUAA
Messenger RNA from Saccharomycodes ludwigii, 2124 nucleotides. It is a transcript of the gene EDC3, whose product is annotated as Edc3p. The record is from RefSeq and is a predicted model, not a curated record. Bases 1 to 2124 code for a protein of 707 amino acids. Gene Ontology annotation, cellular component: P-body. NCBI's taxonomy places the organism in Eukaryota, Fungi, Ascomycota, Saccharomycetes, Saccharomycodales, Saccharomycodaceae. Gene Ontology annotation, molecular function: mRNA binding. Gene Ontology annotation, biological process: P-body assembly; deadenylation-independent decapping of nuclear-transcribed mRNA. The transcript has a single exon.